AGAGUAUAGUUGAUGGCUGAAAUUUGGUCUCGGUUAAUUUAAUAAAUCAGCUAGUUCUCUCAGACAUGGGCAUUUUUUUGCCCCUUGCUCUUUGCUUCUUGCCUCUCUUCACUGAUGCAGUGCUUCAUUCCUACAUCAUCACCUACACUAAAGUACAGGGUAUUCCAGGGGUUGAGUUUACUGCUGUAACAGAAGUGGAUGAUCAGGAGGUUUGUUACUAUGACUGUAACAUUCAGAAGCUGAUUCCCAAGCAAGAGUGGAUGAAGAAAACUGAAUCUGAAGACUUUGUGAAUGCAGUUGCUGCAAGAAAUAAACAUUCGUGCGCGCUCUUCACAAAGUAUACUGACUAUGUCAAGAAUCUUUUCAGCCACACUGGAGGUGCAUACAUUUAUCAGAGGAGAUAUGGCUGUACCUGGGAUAAUGAAACCAAAUAUUCUAAUAAGUUUGAUGCAUUUGGAUAUGAUGGAGAGGAUAUCAUUACUCUGGAAGAGAGUAAAUACAUACUUUCAAAGAAAGCAAGAGAUAAGUGGAAUGAAGACAUUGCAGAAAGCUUUCUUGAAAGAGGCAAAAAGGAUUGUGUUAUCUGGCUGAAUAAGUUCUUGACCUUUGGAAAUGUUGAGAGAAUAGUUCCACCAAAGGUAUUUCUGAUCCGGAAAGAGCCCUCCUCUCCAGUGGUAUGUCAAGUCACAGGUUUCUACCCAGCAAAUCUGACAAUUACCUGGACAAGAAAUGGACGUGACCACAAUAAUAACGUGGACCCUGGAGAACUCCAGCUAAAUGAAGACGGGACCUUCCAAAUGAGCAGCACUUUAAGAGUGACUCCAGAGGAGUGGAAAGGGAACCAGUAUUACUGUGAGGUGAACACACCUUAUGAUGUUUGGAUAACUAGGGGUAAAGCUGAUCUCAAAUUUAAUACUGAUUCUGCCACACAUGACACAGCAAAUUGGCCUGACUGGAACACCAUUGGCUAUGGAGUGGUUGUUGUGAUUGUUCUGCAGUGUGUUACGCUGAGUGCAUUGGCAUACUGCUGGAAAUACGGGAAGUCCAGCAAAGGUAAGUUCCUCUCACAAUUCAAGUAA
This is a messenger RNA of Sinocyclocheilus anshuiensis, 1079 nucleotides long. RefSeq names its product major histocompatibility complex class I-related gene protein-like. Gene Ontology annotation, biological process: immune response. The record is from RefSeq and is a predicted model, not a curated record. The coding region runs from base 66 to 1079 and encodes 337 amino acids. Lineage: Eukaryota; Metazoa; Chordata; Actinopteri; Cypriniformes; Cyprinidae. The transcript has 6 exons. Gene Ontology annotation, cellular component: external side of plasma membrane.